AAUCUGAAGAUGUGUGUACAUAGCACAUAAAUUGCAGAUUGAGGCCGCCUGAAAAAAACGAGAGAAAGAUGGAAGGCUUUGGGAUCAUCCUGCUGCUGCUAAUAGCCGAGUCCAGUUCCUGGGCCCUCGAGGAAUCCACCGCCAAUAUAGCAAAUCCACCCCCACGACCUUCGCCACCGCCCACCGUGAAGCUCAACAAGUGCUGCCACUCGGGGGAGUUCCUCAACGAGACGAGCGGCGCCUGCCUCGCGGGCAGCGAGACCCUAUGGCUGCCCAUGGUCUACCUGGUGCAGCAGCAGCGCUUCUACGAGCCCCACGGCGCCGCUCCGCGCUUCCUCAAGUUCCUGCCCAACACGAGGCCAAAGUGCGGCCAGGAUCGGCGGACGGAGCUCUUCCGGAGUCGCGGCGGCAACGUGAUGCUCUUCCCCAACGGCACGCUGUACGUAAGGGAACGCGGGCUCCUCGUCCAGCCGCCGGACUACUGCGUCGACUGGGAGGUGGCCCUGGUCUGUCUGGAGAGCCAGCCACAGGAUGCCGACGCCCUGAAGGCUCCAGCUGCGAACCACUCGGAACAUGGCCCCGCCAAUCUCCGCCUGAGCAAGUGCUGCGGCCGCUGGGGCAGCUACAACACGCAGCUGCAGAACUGCGACCUGCAGCCGCAGCGCGAGAAGCUGCUCCGUCUGGCGCCGCAGCUCCCAGCGGGCAGCUACCUGACCAGCUACGGCCUGCCCGUCUGCCCGCGCUCCGGUGGCUAUGCCAUCGCCGGCGACUGGCAGGAUGCCCGGCUGGACAGGACGACCGCGGGGCUGCAGCUGCCGCACAAGAACCUCAGCGCCGACCAGUACUGCCUGGAGCACACGGAGCGCGAGGGCGAGGUGAAGAUCAUAGCCUGCCAGCAUUUGUUUAGCGCAGAGGAGAUGGCAGCCCCGGGCGAGGCUGUCGAGGAUCUGGGCGGUCAGAACCUGCAGAAGGCCGUCCUCACUGGCGGCAUACUCGUAUCCAUUGUCUUUCUAACCGCCACUCUGGUGGCCGGCUUCCUGCUGCCCACCGCCCAUCAUGCGCUGCAUUGGCGGUGCCAAAUCUGCUACAUCAGCUGCCUGCUGCUCGGCAAGAUACUGCUGGCCAUCGAGGAGCUGAGCUCCAGCCUGCAGCCCGGCAGCGCCGCCUGCCACACGCUGGCCAUCCUGAUGCAGUUCUUCUUCCUGGCCGCCUUCUUCUGGCUGAACACCAUGUGCUUCAACAUCUGGUGGACGUUCCGGGACUUCCGUCCCAGCUCGCUGGAGCGCAACCAGGAGGCGCUGCGUCGCUACCUCUACUCCCUGUACGCCUGGGGCGGCCCGCUGCUCAUCACCUUCGUGGCCGCCUGCGUGGACCAGCUGCCGGAGACGACGCUGCUGCGGCCGGGAUUCGGCCAGCUGUACUGCUGGUUCGACAACCGCAACCUGUCCAUCUUCGCCUACUUCUACGGUCCAAUUGGCCUGCUGCUGUGCGCCAACAUAGCGCUCUUCGUGUCCACCACCCACCAGCUGACCUGCGGCCUGUGGAAGCGCGAGGAUGUCAAGAGUUCGUCGGAGAAGUCCGCCUUGGGGCGCGUCUGCCUGAAGCUGGUGGUCGUGAUGGGCGUCACCUGGAUUGCGGACAUCCUCUCGUGGGCGGUGGGCGGACCCCACGGCGUCUGGUUCUUCACCGACCUCAUCAACGCCCUGCAAGGCGUCUUCAUCUUCAUUGUGGUGGGCUGCCAGCCGCAGGUGUGGACCGCCUGCCGCCGGAUCUUCUGCCCGCGAUUGCGACACGACAUCACCAACACCACCAACGGCGUCCAGCACUCGAGCAGCUCGCAGGGAUUGCCCUCGCUGGCCGGCGGCACGGAGAUCACCCAGAACACCACCAUGCCCAGCAGUCCAGCGGCGGACAGCGGACUGGAGGAUGACAUGCCGGAGAAGGGCCCAGUUCCCCCCGUUCCCGGCGUCAAAAUGGAGACUGUUUGCUAAACACAACUGAGACGACGAGCGACAAUGCGAAAGUCAGGCCCGGAUACAAAAGUCCAGACCUCGAACGAGCGAAAUAAUGGCAAUGGGCAGCUCAGCACAGAGGCAGCAAGCAGAAGAAAAAAACGACCAAACCAAAACGAAAAAAGCUGCUAAAGCUGGAGUUUCGAGACGAGAGGCGGCGGCACACACUUGCGCAAUCGCAGCGACGACCAAGCUGACCAGCUAAUUGUGCGAGCUGUGUGUGUGUGUGUAAGCGCCUUGCGCGUGAUUUUGAAAUCGGCCAACAACCGCUGUGGAACAAAAAGUACUCGGUGUGCGCCAGUAUUCAACUUCAAUUUGAGCCAGCACAAAAGAAACGUAUUAUUUUAUUCAUCGUCAUAAUCGCGAGAGGCAGAAGAAGAGGCAGUAAAAGCAGAAUAACGGUAGAGCAGUUCGGGUCACAUUAACACAUUCUAACUGGCCAGUGUUGCGAAAUGCCUGGAAUGUGCAGCCGGACAGGAAUUCACAAUAGACAAAACAAAACAAGCUAUUGUUGCUCUUUCUUCCAAGCGCUUCCAAGCAACAAUAUAUGUAUGUAUGUACACAAAAACAACAGAAGUGUGUGUGAGGCAACCACAAGGAAUUUGCUGUUGAGGCACUUUUGUUGUUGUUUAGCUAAGAUCGCUGCUCUGCUUUUUCUGUUUCUGUUUCUGACUCAAAUCUCAAGUGUGAGAAAAACGGUCGACACACACAUGCACAUUUCGGAUGUUUAACAUUUAAAUUAGCUGAUUCUGGAAUUGAAUUCCCCGAUUUCCAUUGACUUGACACUGAUUGCAUCCAGUCUUUGUGUGUGUGUGAGACUGUGUAUUUGACAUUUUCAUUGCCUAAUCACUUUUUUACUGACUAAAACUAUUUUUAUGCUUGGCGCAUAAUCUUUUUCGGCUGAAAAUUUUUUAAAUGUUUUUUAUGGGCAGAGUAAACAAACAAAAUUUAUUUACUCAAAGGCAUAAACAAAAUCGCUGCGCACACUCACACACACACUGAUACGCGGAAACAAUCAAAUUCAUCAUCAAAAGUUCAUCGAUACUUAUCGAUCAAGGUUAAAUGGUUGGAAAAGAAAGCGCGCUUAAUUAAACAAUGAUAAAGCAGUAGACACACACACAUUAACAUUAACCGAAACUCUUGCAACUUGUGGCGCCAAAUUUGAAUUGUAUUCCCCCAACCCAAACGUAUUUUAUGUAUUUUAGGUCUUGAAAACGCAGAAACUACAAUGCAGUACAAUUAUUAUUUCUCAUUAUUUUUAUUUAAUCAAUUAGUUAUUUUUUUUGCUAAUUAAUUUAUUGCUCGAGUUUGCAACAACACACGUUCAACGUGCGUCAGCAACAUUUGUAUUAUGAUGUAGUAGAACUUCCAAAGUGUUCAGGCCAAAACUAAUUCUCACCGUACUAAAGAGCGAAUGUGCUGAUUUUGGUAGGAGUCGAUUGUUUAUAUAUAUAUAUUUACUAUUUACCAUUUACUUGUACAUAAUCAAGGAGAAAAAUGCCUUCUUUUCUGUGUAUUUUAUACUUUAUUUCUUGAUCCUAAGCAACGAAUCGAAUAUGAAAUUAUCGAAUGACUGAGACAAAGGCAGCGAAUACUUUACACCAACAUGCAUAGAUUGUAAUUUUGAUACUAACUAUUGACUAUUGUAUAUAAACGUAUUUUGUACACCCUAUUGGCUAAGCGAUUGAUAUAUAUUAUACACGUUUCAAUGUACAUCGAUUGUUAACCACUUAUUGUCCAAAACCCAACUCGAAUCCCUGUAACCAGACAACGAAUAGCCCUAAGUUUUAGACCCUACGAAACCCGAAACUGUUGUUAACCUUACCUGUAAACUAAAACUGAAACUAAAAAACGAUCGAACAAGUCUGCAAAGCAAAGCCCACUUAGUCAGCUGCUCCUCGCCCCCAAAAAGCGAAUUUCGAACGAUUUCCCGCGGGAGAGCAUGAGUAUUUUAACGAUAAUUAUCAUAUAAUGUAUGGCAUUCAUAAGGAAUAUAUCAAUAAUAAUUCGCUUUUGGAGGCGUGUGCGUGUUCUUCUGCUCGCUAUUAAUUUAUGGCGCAGAGCGGGAACAUUUUAUAGAUAAACAUGCGGAACAAAAUUGUCUGAAAUGGCAAUUAAAUGAAACCGAAACUGAAACUUGGCAUGAAUGUGCAGCUAUAUAGAAUAGAUAUACAGACCCCGAUAUAUUCACAGUACACAAUACGCCCGCAAUAGUAUACAAGAAAUUGCCAUUGAGCAAACAACCACUAAACUAUUUAUAUUUACAUACCGUACAAUAAAGCUUUUUGGCAAAUAUCAAUGAAACUAAACAAACAAA
This is a messenger RNA of Drosophila takahashii, 4329 nucleotides long. RefSeq names its product methuselah-like 1 (gene mthl1). Gene Ontology annotation, biological process: G protein-coupled receptor signaling pathway; cell surface receptor signaling pathway. Gene Ontology annotation, cellular component: membrane. The record is from RefSeq and is a predicted model, not a curated record. Gene Ontology annotation, molecular function: G protein-coupled receptor activity. Lineage: Eukaryota; Metazoa; Arthropoda; Insecta; Diptera; Drosophilidae.